Messenger RNA from Xiphophorus couchianus (Monterrey platyfish), 2120 nucleotides. RefSeq names its product calcium binding protein 2a (gene cabp2a). Gene Ontology annotation, molecular function: calcium channel regulator activity; calcium ion binding. Bases 1219 to 1911 code for a protein of 230 amino acids. Lineage: Eukaryota; Metazoa; Chordata; Actinopteri; Cyprinodontiformes; Poeciliidae. Gene Ontology annotation, cellular component: cytoplasm. The record is from RefSeq and is a predicted model, not a curated record. The transcript is spliced from 7 exons.
UAGGAUGUUUGACUAUGAAAUUAAAUGUUGUUAAAUAUGCUAAUUUAUUUAUUGGCGUUGAAUUUUAUUAUAAAACAUUUGCUAUUUAUUAUACUUUAGGAUUAAAUGGUUUAAAGGGGUGGAAAUGUAUCUUGUUAAUUUCACAAUGUAUUUAUCUUGUUCAUUUCAGAUAGUAAUAGAUGUGUUUCUGUUUGUUUUGAGGUUUUUCACCUAUGUGGUUGGACUACAAAAAUUAUGAAAAUAAAGAUGGUCUAACUAAAAUGAAGACUCCGUGAGUGAAAUCCAGUUAUGUUCCACAGUAGAGACCUAUCCUUUUCAAGUGGAGAUCGCACAGUAAAUUAAACCUAACAGAACUUGACAAAAGCACCUGCAAGUUUUGUUGCUUUUGAAAUUCGUCUUGGCUGUAUUUGUUAUUAGUUGUAUUGUAUAGUUAGUUGCCUGCACCUUGAAAACUCUGGAUCUCAACCAGCCUAACUUGGAUUAAUAUAAAUAAUAUAAUGAUCUUUAUAAAAAGCUUUUUCUGCUAUAAAUUUCUACAAUGGUAAUAAUUUUUUUCUCUGAGGAACGCAGCAGAAAUGGAGCCCAGAAAGCCAGCGAUAAAGCUUCUUGCAGUCAAGAUAUUUUAUUGGUAUUUAUGUGUAUGUAACGAUUUAGCGCAUGCAUAUGAAGAAACAUCCCAUAUGGGGAAAAUGAUGAACAAUGUGAAGCACUAUAAAUUGCAGAGGAUUGAGGAUAAGCCAACAUUAGCAUGAGAGCAGAAGGGUGAGUGCGGAAAUAAAUACAGGAUUAUCAAAGAACUCGCAUACAUGGGUGGAAAAUAGUGGCAGGCUCAUAUCAGACACAAUGUGAGGAGUGCCAGUGAUACACCUCUGCUAAAUAUAUAACUGAAUAUUUAGAUCUAUUUUCUAUAUAGGGUCAAUUAAAGAACAUUUCCCACUGAUAUGCUUCGUUGUGAAUGAAAAUGUGCACAAUCUGGAGAAUGAAUAAAAUCCGGUCAAUUCAGAAUAAAGUGAGUGAUGGAUGUAAAUAAAAGAGGAGGGGUAAAGCAUGGAGAGUGUAGGGGAUGAGAGGAGGAGCAAAGGCAGCGGGGGGAUAUACCUCAGAUUAUGAUUUGGUGUCAGAUGCUGUAGUGACAGAUAAAGAGGAGGACAGAACGAGAGACCGAGGCGCAGGGAGAGCAAAAUAAAGACGUCUCUGUGGUUCAGCUGGACUGCAAAAAUGACUGAGAUGAAAAGGGUACAGUCGAUGGACGUGCAGGAGGGGAAGCUAAUAAAGAAGGGUUCCAUUAAGAAAAAGAUUGAAUCCUUCAGACGGUGGAGUUCAGCAAGCAUAAAGAGGCCACCAAAGCCCAAAGCCAAGACCCUGAGUCUGUCCUCCCCUGAUGGAGACCCUGAAGAUCUCUGGUUGCCAGAAGGAGACAAGAGAAAGCUGCGCCCCAUUGUGGCUUCCGUCUUUGGACAGGACAGAGACCUACGACCAGAGGAAAUGGAAGAACUGCGUGAAGCCUUCAGAGAGUUUGACAAAGACAAAGAUGGCUUCAUCAGCUAUAAGGACCUGGGAGAGUGCAUGAGGACUAUGGGAUACAUGCCGACUGAAAUGGAGCUUAUUGAGCUAAGCCAGCAGAUCUGCGGUGGCAGAGUGGACUUUGAGGACUUUGUGGAACUGAUGGGCCCCAAAAUGCUUGCUGAGACUGCAGACAUGAUUGGAGUAAAAGAGUUAAGAGAUGCCUUCAGAGAGUUUGACUCGGACGGUGAUGGUCAGAUUAGCCUUGGAGAAUUAAAGGAAGCUAUGAAGAAACUGAUGGGAGAACAGCUGAACCACCGUGAGAUUGAUGAGAUCCUGCGAGACGUAGACCUCAAUGGAGACGGACAGGUGGACUUUGAAGAAUUCGUGCGAAUGAUGUCUCGCUGAAUCUCCUUCGAGUCUCGGUUUACUGAACUGAAACCAACAUGAACCAGACUGCGAACUGUUAAGUCUUCUCAUAUGUACAAAAAAAUUCUUGGUCUCUGUAAUUUUUCACUUGCCUCUCAGGUAGACCCAUUAGUUUAUUUAUCCAUUGUAAAAAUGUAUUACAGUAUGUGCGUAAUAGCAGGUUAUAGAUUAAUGACUCCAAGACUUGU